AUGUUGCCAGCCGGUGUUAUCUUGGUGUUCGUCCUUGUCGGAUUGGCUGCCCUUGCCAUCUUCUCCACUGUUAUCUACAAGAAGAUGCAAGCUAGAAAGCAGGGCUUGCAGAAGUUCUAA
This is a messenger RNA of Lachancea meyersii CBS 8951, 120 nucleotides long. The record is from the annotation of a GenBank genome assembly. Lineage: Eukaryota; Fungi; Ascomycota; Saccharomycetes; Saccharomycetales; Saccharomycetaceae.